CAGCCCAUCGCCGACUAAAGGGGUCCUCCGAGUAGUUUGUGCUAACAAAGCAGACUCCAAAAUGUCGGGAGAGGUGUAUCUCCUUUGGCUCCUCUCGCUUUUACAAACGCUGUCGGCGUAUGGUGCCGAUCUGUCGUCUGAGGCAUGCAGGGAACUGGGUUUCUCCAGCAACCUGCUGUGCAGCUCCUGUGACCUGCUCGGGGAGUUCAGCCUCACCAAGCUGCAGCCUGACUGCGGGCAGUGCUGCCAGCAGGAGGCCCAGAUGGAAGUGCGCAAGCUCUAUGCUGGGGCCAUCCUAGAGGUGUGUGGAUGAAAACUGGGGAGGUUCCCUCAAGUCCAAGCUUUUGUCAGGAGUGACAAGCCGAAGAUGUUCAAGGGUCUUCAGAUCAAGUACGUGAGAGGCUCUGAUCCUGUACUAAAGCUUUUGGACGAUAACGGGAACAUUGCUGAAGAACUCAGCAUCCUCAAGUGGAACACAGACAGCGUGGAGGAGUUCCUGAGUGAGAAAUUAGACCGAAUAUAGACACGUGUAUGUUUUUUUUUUGUUUUUAGUUAAAGGGUCGUUUCACCCGAAUUACAAUACCGCUAGUUGUGUGUAGCCAUGCAGGUGUUUUACGUGCCUGAGAUAUCUUUGUCCAACUUCAGGUAAAUGGAGUUUUGUUUGUGGUGCUCGCAACACUGAAAAAUGACAUUAACAACUGAUUUUUCUAGAACUUGUGUUACUGUAGAAAAUCCACCUAAUUCACUGUCAUUGGUUUUAUCUGAAAUACUGAAAUCGGCCCAAUGAAAACCAAUCCCCACAAACAAAAAUACUCUUGUCUCCAUUGUAUUUAGGCUGUGCAAAAAUCUCAAGAGACUUUAAAACGAUAACAAAACUAUCUGCAUGGAUAGAGACGACUAGGGGCUACUGAGGUUUUGUUUUAUAAUUUUGGGUGAACCGAACCGUUAUGUUAUUUACUAAUUUGUACACAACUCGGCCUUGAAAGAUGGUUGUUAAAUCAGGAUGACUGUUUUUGUAUGUGAAAAUCCUCAAUUUCUUGCCUGGAUUUUACCAAAUAACUUCUGUGUGGGUGUGAAAGACAUCAUCACAGAGCCCCGAUGGGCAGCACACUCAAAAUAAUGAAUAACAUUACAGAGUAAUCAUGGCUCAAAGUGGGUCCAUUAGGUUUGAAAAACAAUAAUGCACAUCAUUAACUGUUUCGUUGUCUACCUGUGGGAGUUUACGUUCCCCUUCUGUCAGUCUGAUAUUCUGGUAUGAUUUUUUUAUAUCAACAUUGUGACUGGUGGGAUUUGUGGUAAGAAUGAAUCCUAGUUGCUCUCCUGAUGCAGGAGUCUUUGCUGACGCACACGCUAGUGAAGAUCUCACAGUAAACCAGUGUUGGGAUGUGAGGUCCGAUGUAAAUUUGUGUUUUUUGGCAUCUUCUGCUUUUGAAGAGGAACUGGAUUUAUUAUGGAUGCUUGUGUGUUGACAGUUUAAAUAUGCAACAAUAAACAAAGCCUCUGAUGGUUUGUCUGUCA
This is a messenger RNA of Cyclopterus lumpus (lumpfish), 1518 nucleotides long. RefSeq names its product selenoprotein F (gene selenof). The transcript is spliced from 5 exons. The record is from RefSeq and is a predicted model, not a curated record. Gene Ontology annotation, molecular function: oxidoreductase activity. Lineage: Eukaryota; Metazoa; Chordata; Actinopteri; Perciformes; Cyclopteridae. Gene Ontology annotation, cellular component: endoplasmic reticulum lumen.